Messenger RNA from Acyrthosiphon pisum (pea aphid), 678 nucleotides. Its product is annotated as ATP-dependent DNA helicase PIF1-like. The transcript has a single exon. Bases 1 to 678 code for a protein of 225 amino acids. Gene Ontology annotation, molecular function: DNA helicase activity. The record is from RefSeq and is a predicted model, not a curated record. NCBI's taxonomy places the organism in Eukaryota, Metazoa, Arthropoda, Insecta, Hemiptera, Aphididae. Gene Ontology annotation, biological process: telomere maintenance; DNA repair.
AUGUCGCCGGGACUGCAGCUGACGGUGGUGGACCGUCUGCUCAGAGACGUCAUGGUGUCGGAAUUACCGUUCGGCGGUAAAUCCAUGCUGUUCGCCGGCGACUUCAGACAGAUAUUGCCCGUGGUCCGGAGAGGGACGAGAACCGAUAUCGUCAUGUCUUCGAUCAAGGAAAACGGUCUUUGGAGCGUCAUGGAGCGCUUCAAUCUGGUGCAGAACAUGCGCGCGGGCAACGACGCGGACUUUGCGUCUUGGUUGCUUCGGCUCGGCAACGGCCAACUGCCCGCGGUCGACGGCGUUCCGGACACCGUGCAAAUCCCGCGGGAAAUGGUAUGCGACGUCGCUGAUUUAAUCGACUUCGUGUAUCCGCAGCAUAUGUCGUUGGCCAACGUCGAAGAAUUUGCUCGGAGAGUCAUCGUGUGUCCCACCAACGAAGAGUGCGGAGAUGUCAACGGGGACGUGCUGGAGCGCGUCGACGGUCGAGAGAUGACCUACACCGGCGUCGACACCAUGAUGGCGGACGAGGCCGACGAAGUGGCCAAUUUCCCCACAGAGUUCCUCAACGCUUUGGUACCGGACGGCCUGCCGCCGUUCCGUCUGAAGUUGAAGGUGGGGUGCAUCGUCAUGUGUGACAACUCGAGUCAUAUCGCUCAUGACCCGAGAGUCAUGUGGUCGAGUUAG